Messenger RNA from Apodemus sylvaticus (European woodmouse), 1681 nucleotides. It is a transcript of the gene Oscp1, whose product is annotated as organic solute carrier partner 1. Gene Ontology annotation, cellular component: cytoplasm; plasma membrane. Lineage: Eukaryota; Metazoa; Chordata; Mammalia; Rodentia; Muridae. Gene Ontology annotation, biological process: transport. The transcript is spliced from 10 exons. Bases 317 to 1456 code for a protein of 379 amino acids. The record is from RefSeq and is a predicted model, not a curated record.
CCGCGACAGCUACGUGCGGGUGGCUGGAAGGCUCCAGGCGACACCGAAGCUAAACUGGAAAACUCAAAACAAGCGCUCCCCAGAGGCCAGAGGCGCGCGCCUCCGUUCGGACCAAUCCCCUGGAGCGGUCUUUGUCACUUAGCCCAAUAAGCGCCAGUCUUCGGGCCACCUCCUAUCAAUCCACCGGGUGAUUGGUUCGCCUUUCUGUCCGCGGCGUUGCCCCAGCAACCGGGCUAUGGACGCGUAGGGCCCUCCAGGCUGCUAAAUCCCAAACCCUGGGGCUCUUCUUUCACCUACCCUGCGGGUUUCCGGCACUAUGUCGGUUCGAACUCUGCCGCUGCUCUUUUUGAACUUGGGCGGGGAGAUGCUUUACGUCCUAGACCAGCGACUGAGGGCCCAGAACAUCCCCGGAGACAAGGCCCGCAAAGUUCUGAACGACAUCAUUUCAACCAUGUUCAACAAGAAGUUCAUGGAUGAGCUGUUCAAACCCCAGGAACUGUACUCCAAGAAGGCCCUGCGGACUGUGUAUGACCGCCUGGCUCAUGCCUCCAUCAUGCGACUGAACCAGGCCAGCAUGGAUAAGCUCUAUGACCUGAUGACCAUGGCUUUCAAAUAUCAAGUGCUGCUGUGCCCACGCCCCAAGGACGUGCUGCUGGUCACUUUCAACCACUUAGACUCCAUCAAGGGCUUCAUCCAAGACUCUCCAACCGUCAUACAUCAGGUGGACGAGACCUUCCGGCAGCUGACAGACAUAUAUGGGAAUCUCUCUGCUGGCGAGUUCCAGAUGAUCCGGCAGACGCUGCUUAUCUUCUUCCAAGACCUGCAUAUCCGUGUGUCCACAUUUCUAAAGGACAAAGUUCAGAACUCUAAUGGUCGCUUUGUGUUGCCAGUGUCGGGGCCUGUUCCCUGGGGAACUGAAGUUCCUGGAAUCAUUAGGGUGUUCAGCGUCAAAGGCGAAGAGGUGAAGAAGAUGGAGUUCCGGCACGGCGGGGACUACGUCGCUGCCCACAAGGAAGGGUCUUUUGAGCUUUAUGGAGACCGCGUCUUGAAAUUGGGAACUAACAUGUACAGUGCCAGUCGUCCUGUGGAAACCCACAUGUCUACAACAUCCAAGAACUCAGCCUCGAGGGCGCAGGAAAACAUUGCUCCAAACCCUCUUGCCAAAGAAGAGCUGAAUUUCUUGGCCAGGCUAAUGGGAAGAAUGGAGAUCAAGAAGCCGAGUGGCCCUGAACCAGGAUUCCGACUGAACCUGUUUACGACCGAUGAGGAAGAGGAACACGCAGCGCUGUCCAGGCCGGAGGAGUUGUCCUAUGAAGUCAUCAACAUUCAGGCUACGCAGGACCAGCAGCGGAAUGAGGAGUUGGCCCGGAUCAUGGGGGAGUUUGAGGUCACAGAGCAGCCGGAGCAGAGCACCAGCAAGGGAGACGACUUGCUGGCCAUGAUGGACAAGUUAUAGAGGCCGGUGGGCACGUCCCAGCCUUCCUCGAGAGACUGCCUUACGACCGACGACCCUGGGAUGGACGGCUGGGAUCCAGUGUGCUCCUGCUGGCACGCCAGUGGAGGCCUGCACCUUCUGGUCCACUCUUAAGUCUGAACAAACUGUGAAGAUCUCGCAGAGAGCAUCCAUUUCUGAAGCCACACACAUUUGUGUAUUUUCAGCAAAAUAUAUUCUUGCUCUUAA